Capsicum annuum is the source of this 1350-nucleotide messenger RNA. RefSeq names its product serpin-ZX-like. The record is from RefSeq and is a predicted model, not a curated record. The transcript has 3 exons. Gene Ontology annotation, molecular function: serine-type endopeptidase inhibitor activity. The coding region runs from base 1 to 1350 and encodes 449 amino acids. NCBI's taxonomy places the organism in Eukaryota, Viridiplantae, Streptophyta, Magnoliopsida, Solanales, Solanaceae.
AUGUCGAGACGAAAAGAAGAGAAAGUUGAUUCAUGUGCACUGGUGACUAGUCGAAUUAUACUAAAGCAGAUUCAAAAUACUAAAAAUGCCAAGACUAACAUAUUGCUUUCUCCACUAUCAUUCCACGCUGUAAUGAACAUGAUGGCUGCUGGAGCAAGGGCAGAUACAUUAGAUCAGAUGCUUCAAUUUCUCGGUGUUCGGGACAUUGGUGAUUUGAAUUCAAAAUUCUUGAAUAUGUGUCUACUGUCAUUGAGAGCAAUGCUAAUGAUGGAAGAGGUUGUAAAAGAUGUUAACACCUGGGCGGAGUCCGCAUCAAGAGGCCUUAUCAAAGAUAUUCUAAAGCCAGAUCACAUCAGAGAAGAAACAAAGGUCCUUUUAGCAAACGCCUUGUAUUUUAAAGGUACAUGGAAAUUUGAUGAAAAAUACACCAAAGACAGAGACUUUUAUCUACUCAACGGUGACAAAAUCUCUGGAUCAUUUAGAGGCUAUCAAUUUGUUAAAAUUCCAUAUGACAUUGGAAAAGAAGUCGAUAGCAAAGAGUUCUCUAUGUUUAUCUUCCUUCCAAAUGAACAAAAUAGAUUGCCUAGCUUAUUGGAAAAAGUGAAUUCUGACCCGAAGUUCUUUACUAAAAAAUUCAGGCUUCGGUAUGAAUCACUUGAUGAAUUCUACAUCCCAAAGUUCAAAUUCACAUACACUGCUAUGAAACAAAUUGUAAGAACCGUGAAGAAAAUGGGACUGACUCUUCCUUUUGAUGAUGAAUGCACAGAAAUAACAGAGAUUGUCGACCCCGAUGGACAGUCAUUCUAUAUCAACGGGAUAAUACAAAAGGCAUUUAUCGAAGUAAAUGAGAAGGGUACUGAAGCAGCAGCUGUUACUGUGUUGUCCGAUGAUGACACAUGUUGUAUGUAUGAAUCCCCUGGUCCAAGAUUUGUAGCAGAUCACCCUUUCUUGUUCAUGGUAAGGGAAGAGGUUUCAAGAUUGGUGCUAUUUACUGGAGCUGUACUUAAUCCAUCAAAUGAUCAUUCAGAUCCUAGUUCAUCAAGUGAAGGGAUGAUUACUAAGUACAAAAAAGAGAUUCAAAAUACUAAAAAUGCCAAUACUAACAUUUUGCUUUCUCCACUAUCAUUCCAUGCUGUACUGAGCAUGACAGCUGCUGGAGCAACUGGACAUACACUGAAUCAAAUGAUUCAAUUUCUGGGUGUUAGCGAUAUCAAUGAAUUAAAUUCAAAGUUUGCAAAUAUGGCUGAUGUUAUUGACAGCAAUGGUAAUGGUGGUCCUGAUUUGAGUUUCCUUAAUGGAAUGUGGGUGGCUCAUACACAUCAACGUAGAGAUACUCUUACAAAGAUUUAG